This is a messenger RNA of Archocentrus centrarchus (flier cichlid), 1479 nucleotides long. RefSeq names its product leukocyte immunoglobulin-like receptor subfamily B member 2. The coding region runs from base 294 to 1205 and encodes 303 amino acids. The transcript is spliced from 9 exons. The record is from RefSeq and is a predicted model, not a curated record. NCBI's taxonomy places the organism in Eukaryota, Metazoa, Chordata, Actinopteri, Cichliformes, Cichlidae.
AACUUUCUUCAGCUUUUUUGCAAGAACUGAACUGUGUAGAAAAUGCCAGGCCUAGAAUGCAGGAAAGCGCAGACAUGAGUAUCAAACCCACAAAGAGCUGGGGUUUGCAGUGGCCUACAACUUUCCAGAGUGCAGCUUUCUCUUCAGAUCUCUUCCGCCUUCUACAGUUUCUGCAUCCUUGAGCUCUUGUUUUUCAUGAAGUGAAGCACAGAGAGGAUGAAGAAAGAACUUUUCCAUCAAUAACUGCACCAAAAGACACAAAACCUGUUAAAAAUUAAGGUUCAGCUUUCAGAAUGAAGAUGAUUGUGUGGUUUGUGUUUGUGCUGGGUGCCCGCUCUGCUGCAGGAGACGUUUUCAUUGCAAAAGUCGGGCAGAAGGUCACCUUGAACUGUGAGGUCAGCAGCUACACACGCUCUCUGGUGUGGCGUCGUGGAGAUGACCUUCUUUGUUCUGUUGAUCAGAGAGGCUUCAAUCGCAAAGGCACUAUUGACCUUGCAAAGAGGUCAGCCGUGAGAAAUGUGAAUCUGGAAAUCUCUGGUGUGAGAGAAACAGAUGCUGGAAAGUUCACAUGUUUGGCAGAUCAGACACUUCGAGAACAUUCACUUGCUGUGGUCUCAGUUUCAGCCAAACCCUCUACUGUUCUCCAGCCGGGCAACGAGGCAACGCUGCAGUGUAACGUAAAAGGUCUGGAUGAAGGUCAUGAAGUAAACUGGAAGAGCCCAAAUGCAGGUUCACUUAAACAGUCAUCAGUUCAACUCAAACCUGUAACAAGCUUACAUGGUGGGACCUGGGAGUGUGUCAUCACCUAUGGCAGCAACCAGAUCAGUGAGAGUCUGACCAUCACAGUAAAAGAGCCACUUCGUACAACAAAGCAACCACCCAGUGGCACUGUAAAAAACAACGCAGAGACACCCUGCUCCUCAUGUACUGGCAAAGAUGCUUCAUCUGGGCUGCUGGGGCUCACCUGGUGGGUAUGGGUUGCAAUUGGAGUUGGCUGCCUGGUUGUGAUUCUCCUGAUGGUGUGUGUCAUUGUCUUGUACAUGAGAGUCAAAAGAAGGAGGAAGAAAUUUCGGAAGAUAAAUAUGGCCCAGCAGCGACAGAGGUCUAAGAAAUACUGCCAAUGUGACCACCCAACAGCUGCAGCAAAACCGAAGCAAGGACGCCGGAGAGAGAAGCCAUCAGCCCUCCCUCUGCACUCCGUCUAAUGGAGUGACAUGAAAGGCAGAUUGAAAGGAGGAGAGAUGCAGAAAAAUAAAGAGUGGAAGAGAGGAGGGGGAAGGAGGAAUAGAUGGAGAUAAGGAGCGAGUGAGUGAUAGAGAACCCCAGUGUGGACGUGGCAUGAAUGUAAAUCAGGCUUUUAAUGCAAAUAAAAAUUAAAUGUAACGAUGUAGGCACUUUUUUGUGGGAGCUCUUUCUUCAAGUAUAAUACCCGUCUGAGCCAUGUUUGCCUUAAACAUUUCACCCACCCACCCCCCACCC